AUGCAGGCUCGCAAGCCCAACCUGUACCCAACAUGCGUGUGCCGACGAUGCGAGCUCGAGAAGGAGGAUAACGAUCAUGUCUGGAAAUGCCCUUCGGCAGCUGAGACCACCACUGAGAUCUGGAAGGAGGCCAUGGGCAAGAUUAAUGAGUGGGGUGUGCAGGCGACAAACAGCUACAACGCAUCCAGGAAGCGAGAAUACAAACGCGCGGUGGACAGAGGUCGUCAGGUACCGAGGCCAGUACCCAUACACUGGUGGCCCCCUUCGGAUGCGGAUCAUGUGCGAGGAUUUUCCUCCAUCGGUGGAGCUCGAGCCGUGCACAGCGGUAGUCCAGCUCCCGAUCGAGACGAGAAACCGAUGUGGAAUGUGUCGGAUCUCCUCCGCGGCAUCACCCCCUUGAGCAUGUUGACUGAAUGGUCCGCGGUCUUCCGGACCCCAAUGUCUAUCGCCAAGACAGUCCUUCACAAGUUUGUUGGCUACCUGGAGGCGCAAGCCUCGGAGCUGAUCUGGAAACCUCGGUGCUCCGCGACGAUCGCGUGGGAACAAAGCCAGGGCAUCUCUGCCAAGGACAAGACAUCCAAAUACACAGGCCCCCGAGGUGACUGGAGUCAAGGAUACGGUUACAUCACGCACGAUGGUUUCUCAGCGACAAUUGUUGCGCAGAGCCAGGUUCUGGACCGGACUGCGACUGGUGGAUGGUGCACUGAAGAGUUUGGUAUGUAG
Messenger RNA from Linnemannia hyalina, 723 nucleotides. NCBI's taxonomy places the organism in Eukaryota, Fungi, Mortierellomycota, Mortierellomycetes, Mortierellales, Mortierellaceae. The record is from the annotation of a GenBank genome assembly.